This is a messenger RNA of Hydractinia symbiolongicarpus, 2795 nucleotides long. RefSeq lists its product as uncharacterized. The coding region runs from base 165 to 2462 and encodes 765 amino acids. NCBI's taxonomy places the organism in Eukaryota, Metazoa, Cnidaria, Hydrozoa, Anthoathecata, Hydractiniidae. The transcript has 2 exons. The record is from RefSeq and is a predicted model, not a curated record.
UGAAUUUACUUAUUUAUCUCCUUGUAAUUUUUGACGAAAGAAGAUUCAAGCCAAAACAUACGAACGGAGGAACGGGAAAAAAGUUUCGAAAAAAGUUAAAUUAGCAUCACAUUUCAUUUGUUUUUCGUAUCGUAUGUGAGUGAAUUUUUAAUGAGAUCGACAGUAUGAGCAGCAUACCGACCGGAAAUACGCAAGUCAAGGCUUCAGCUUUAACAAAACUUGAUACCACAAGUGCAAAUAUUGAUCGAGUGAAGAACUUACUUUAUCCUGAGAAGUCUAUUGCAUAUUCGUAUACAAACCCGAUUACAAUCAAUACUGCCAAGCAAAGUAUUUCAUCCAAUAAAAUCAGCGUUGAUGGAAAAGUUGUUGACAUCAAUAUUUUAACCAAACUGCAGCAACAAAAUGGCGGAAACAUUGUUUCCUUCACUGCUUCAAAAGAGUUUUUAUCAAAUAUAGCUUCAGCUAAGUUCAAUGUCAGUAAGUCAGUUGCCACUUCAAAAAAACAAGAGAUGUCAUUGUUUAAAAUGGCCAAGCAACCCCAACCUGUCCAAACAUCAACAAAAAAAUCGCAAGAGAAAAUGCUACUCCCAAAGAUGCCAGCAAAUGGCUAUACUCCCAAGUCCAGCAUUGAAGUAAAAAAGUUUGCGCCGGAAAUAAAGGGAUUAUUAACAGGACUGUCAACAGCUUUUAAGACUGCAACGCCAACAUCUAGCCUAUCAGGUGCAUCAUUUCAAUUAUUAAAAACAACUAGUGUCGUUCCAGCUUCAUUUCAACAAACAAAGGCAGGAAGUGUUCUGUUUGCACUAAAAGCAUCAGAAAAAGCCUUAACAGCAAAGCCAGUUACUAUAGUGUCUGCAAGCACAUUGAAUCCAUUGCCUGCCAUUUCAACUUUCAAAGCUAACAUGACAACGAGGACAGUUAUUAAGCCUGUUAACCAGCAUACAAUAAUAACCAAGCCUGUCAUACAACCAACUAGAUCGAAUAAAGUUCCACCAAGUACAGCAACAACAAGUAGUAGUUAUUAUGAAAAGGCUUCAUCAAUAUCAGCUAGUAUGGAGACAGGACGGAUGAAUUUAUUCCGAAAAAAUUUAAACAUCAAAACAGAGAUUAAUCUAAAGGGCACUAGCAACUUGGCCAGUGUUAGGAUUAAUACAAAAGGACCAACGGCGGAUGUGCGCAAGACCUUAAAUGCUAUCAUCAGUGAGACUAACAGAACAGAAUGUACCACAAAAAAAGUAGCAGAAAAAACACCUUUUCAAAUGCAUAACAUUCUAAAUCUGGAUUCAAAAACAAGAAAUGCAACAAGCUUAAAAGGAGGUGUUACAAUUUUGGCCACAGAAACUGCGAAAUCAUUUAUGUACCAAACAGACUCGACAAAACUAAAUAAAACGGACCAUCGCCACGAGAAAGAAAACAAGGGAAUGAUUUCUGGAUUUUCAGAAUUGUACGAAAGAGCCGUUCAGAAUGUCUUGAACAUAAAAUCUUUUACCGAAGAUUUAUCAUCAGCGGAAGGACGAGCUAACGGCGUAAAAGAUUUCGAAAAGGAAUUUCAAACAUACCUAGAUAAACCCAUGGAUAUUGACAAGAAAAUAAAGCACCAUCUGUUAGACUUUAGUGAGAUUAACUCCAUCCCGUCCGCUGGGGCACCGGCUGCUAAAAAACAAAAACUAGAUGAGAAAAGCAGCGACUUAUUAUUAAAAAAAUCGGAUAAAAAAAAUUCACCAAAAAUCUUAACCAGUGACAUUUUUGAUUUUAGGACAGAUAUAAAUGAAGAAAAGACUAGUUCAAGAUAUACAUAUAAAAGUCCUGAUGCGGAAAAUAUGAUUUUUUUUUCUCAAUUUCUUUCCGAGCAACCAUCGCCUUCGAGAAACCAAACUUCUCGAUCCUCUUAUUCAUACGCAGACUUCCCCUGGCUGUACCCGCAAUAUAUAUACGAGCGCUACUACCAACACCAUCCUACAUAUUAUCCUUAUUGCGGAGAUUACCAACAAGAAGCAAUUGUUGGAAAAUAUGAAAACCCAUAUACACAUGGCGGAAAUGAUAAAUUCAUUAGAAACAAAGAACAUUACAGAAUGAAAUUGAACACGGUCAAAAAAUCGAACGCAGACAGUGAGGAAUUGAAUGUCUUUUCUACGGUAGGCGAUGACGAAUUGAAAAAGAUCUAUAAAAAUAAAAAAACAGCGGACAAGAUUAAGCCACCCACAGUAAGAUCGAAUUCAGCGCAAGAAAAGAAAUCCAAAUUAAAAGAAAGUUUAAAAUAUAGACCAUAUACCCUGAGACAACGGGCACUGAUCUUAAAAAAGGAGAGUAAAUUAGGCAGACUGAAGCCACCAGAACAACCAAAGUUUAUUUUGAAAGAGCUGAAGGGGAAAUCUGUGACUAAGAAAGAGCUCUUUCUUGGUUGGCUAGGCUUGCGAAGAAUUUUAAAACGACUUGACAAGAAGGAAAAAGAUGUCAAGUAAAAAGAAAAUUGUUAUUAUGAAGUUGUUAAAUAACAUGGCUAAUUCUUCAACAUGAUAAAAGAAAAUAUGUGGUUCGCUCAACUUUCACAGAACUAUCGGGGUAACAUACUUGUCAGUACAUCCUCUUCGAUCCGCUUCUAGCUUUUUUGCAUAUAAAAUACCUCCUCUUAAUAGUACGUUCUAGUUCUCUAUGUUUGUCAUCAUCCCAUCGUAUCAAUAAGUUGCUUAAAUUAGAUAAAAUUUAUAAUCCAGUUUUUUGUUAUGUUUUAUCUAGUCUCUCGCUUAUUUAUUUUGUAUAUAGUAAAUUUAAUUCUUCAAAAUUAGUUUUAAAAA